Messenger RNA from Ostertagia ostertagi, 360 nucleotides. The record is from the annotation of a GenBank genome assembly. NCBI's taxonomy places the organism in Eukaryota, Metazoa, Nematoda, Chromadorea, Rhabditida, Trichostrongylidae.
AUGGCCGAAUACGAACCGAUUGCAGCCGAUGCAGCUGGUGCACCUCCUCCGCCGCCGCCACAAACAACUCGGCCACCUGUGCCUGGAGCUGCACCACCAUGGCCGGCAGCUGGUGUACCUCCUCCGCCGCCACAGACGACUCGGCCACCUGUGCCUGGAGCGGCGCCACCGUGGCCUCCCGCUCUACCUCAACCUGCCCAACCACCAUGGUUAUCUGCACGUCCAGCAGCACCUCCACCUCCACCACCACAACCGGCCUUCAGCCCGUUCCCACCUGUACCUGCACCUCCUGUGCCAAAUUUACCUAUGCAGUGCGACGAGGAGAAAGUCAAGCAAAAGAUAGCUAACGGAAGCAAUGAG